Molecule: messenger RNA, 1330 nt
Organism: Amaranthus tricolor (Joseph's coat)
Lineage: Eukaryota; Viridiplantae; Streptophyta; Magnoliopsida; Caryophyllales; Amaranthaceae
Exons: 3
Coding region: 209-793 (194 amino acids)
Cellular component (GO): mitochondrion
Source: RefSeq, a predicted model, not a curated record
AUUUUAUGUAACACAUGAAAAAAUUAAAAGAUUCUAAAUCACCAUACCACUUAAAAAAAUAUUUAUUUACCACAUAAAAAAAAAAAAAAAGGCACAAAAAGUAGUGAGUUCGUUUUACUAUCUCGCCCUCAAAAGGGUUUAACAGCAAAAACCACAACUUUAGACGGCCAAAAAGAUCAAAACACAAUUCUAGCACAAACACAAAAAAAUGGGGUUUGGAACCUUACGAUCUUUGAUUCGUCCCAUUUCAAGAACAUUGCUCCUUCGUUCUUCAACUGCUCUUUCUUCACCAUCAACCUCACCAUCUACUCAAUUUUUCCCCAAAUUCCUUACUCCAAUCCAUCAACAAAAACUACCAGCAGUUCCCCAUUUCAUUUCUCGUUCAAUUCAUCUGGAUUCACUUUCAUCUCUUGCCCCUAAACCAUUUGACCCAUUAACCGAUACCCGCUUCCCCAAACGUCGCCCUAGCGAUAAGGGUCGCCGCAAACGAUCUAGUCUCCGCCCUCCUGGACCUUAUGCUUGGGUUAAGCAUGUACCUGGGGAGGCUGUACCACCGAGUCAACCUAAUGAAGGGAGUGUCAAGUUGAGGAAUGAGAAGAAACGACGAAGGCAGCGCCGUGAGUUUAUAAAGUCCGAAAGAAAGAAGCGAAAGGCUCAAUUGCAGGAAGCAAACCUGAAGAAGAGGGAGAAGAGGAUUCAACGUAAGAUGGAAGCGGUUGCUAGAGAUCGGGAAUGGGCUGAAAGACUUGCAGAGCUGCAACGACUUGAGGCAGAAAAAAAGCAAACAGCGUAAUAGUCAGCAUGAGACCUGGUCAUCCAUUCGCCUUCUAGCAGGCUGCUACCACAAGCUGUGAGGGCCGACAGCGUUCGCUAGGGACCAUAGAUUUGAAUUUUUGCGUAAGUUGUCUUUACUCGCCUAUAAGUUACCAUAGGAGCUAUCUCCGUUCUUCGUAUUGUUACAUUACCAACAUGAAAUGCCAUGUUUAGUGCUAGACCACUGGAUUUUGAAUUUAUUGGUAGUCGGAUCCUUUCAUUUGUGGACAUGAUUGUUGAGCAAGAGUUGGGUAAUAACUUCAACUCUCUGGAGCAUUAGAAAUUAGAUUUCUUGUUUCACAUGUUUUACCUUCCGGAACAAUGAAUAUUUCAACAAUCUGUCUGUCUCAUUUUGUUUGUUACUUUUUUUUACAAACCCUCGCAUUGAAGAUGCAAAUUCAAUGGGAUAGUGGAGAUUUCAAGCCGCUAGGUGUGAGAUCUUUUGAUCAAUUUCUUCAAGCUUUGUUUUGCAGAAAUUUAUAAUUUUCUAAUAUGUAUUUAUUUAAUUGUUUGUGUA